AUACUUGUAAAGUGGUCUUUGUUUAUCUUAUUCUAUGUUAAAUAUACUUCAUCUUUCUCCUCACUCCUUUCUUUCUCACUAGAAUCUACCAUUCGACCUUCCACUUAAUUUCUUUUCCAACAAAGCCAACAUUUUCUUUAAAAGCUUGUAUUCACUGCCAAUAAACUUGUAUAACACACAGCUUUUGCUACAAGACAUAGAAUAACUCAGCACAAUACGAGCUACAAAGUUGUAGCAAUUGUUGAACAAAUGGAAGCCUCUUCUUCUUCUUCUUGCAGAUCAAGUUCAACCACAAGUUUAUGCACCUACCAUGUCUUUUUGAGUUUUCGAGGAGAAGAUACACGCAAAGGAUUCACCGAUCAUUUAUGUGCUGCCCUUGAAAGAAAAGGGAUCACAACUUUUAAAGAUGACAAAGACCUUGAGAGAGGGCAAGUCAUUUCAGAAAAGCUAAUCAAUGCAAUAAAAGAUUCUAUGUUUGCCAUCACUAUUCUCUCACCAGACUAUGCUUCUUCCACUUGGUGUUUGGAUGAGCUUCAAAUGAUCAUGGAGUGCAGCAGCAAAAACAACCUGCAUGUUUUGCCAGUCUUCUAUGGUGUGGAUCCAUCUGAUGUAAGGCAUCAAAGAGGAUGCUUUGAGGAAGCUUUCAGAAAACAUCAAGAGAAAUUCGGUCAACACAGUGACAGGGUUGAUAGAUGGAGAGAUGCUUUCACACAAGUUGCCAGUUACUCUGGAUGGGACUCCAAGGGCCAGCAUGAGGCGUCACUAGUCGAAAACAUUGCUCAACACAUACAUAGAAAGUUGGUUCCUAAAUUGCCAUCUUGUACAGAGAACCUUGUUGGGAUUGUUUCAAAGGUGGAGGAAGUAAACAAGUUCUUAGGUAUGGGGUUGAAUGACGUUCGCUUUAUAGGCAUAUGGGGUAUGGGUGGCAUAGGCAAGUCAACUAUUGCUAGAGCGGUCUAUGAAACAAUCCGAUGUGAAUUUGAACUUACUUGCUUUCUAGAAAAUGUUAGAGAGAUAUCUGAGACAAAUGGUUUAGUUCACUUACAAAGACAACUUCUUUCUCAUCUGAGUAUAAGUAGGAAUGAUUUUCAUGAUUUGUAUGAUGGGAAAAAAACAAUACAAAACUCUUUAUGCAGAAAAAAGGUUCUACUUGUUCUUGAUGAUGUGAAUGAACUAAACCAGUUGGAGAAUUUGGUUGGGAAACAAGAUUGGUUUGGUCCGGGAAGUAGAGUAAUAAUCACAACAAGAGACAAGCACUUGCUAAUGACACAUGGAGUACAUAAAACCUAUAAAACUGGAAUGUUAUGCAAACAUGAUGCCCUUGUUCUCUUUUGUUUGAAAGCCUUUAAAGGAGAUAAACCACAAGAAGGGUAUUUGGACUUAUCCAAAGAAGUGGUGGACUAUUGUGGUGGUCUUCCAUUGGCACUUGAGGUGUUAGGUUCCUAUCUGUAUGGAAGAAAUAUUGAUGUUUGGCAUAGUGCUGUUAAAAAAUUAAGAAGUUUUCCCCACCCUAGAGUCCAAGAUAACCUGAAAAUAAGUUAUGAUAGUUUAGAUACCAUGGAGAAGGAUAUUUUUCUAGAUAUUGCUUGUUUCUUUAAGGGAAUGAAGGGAGAUAAAGUUAUAGAUAUAUUAGAAAGUUGUGGCUAUUUCCCUCAAAUUGGAAUUCAAAUUUUGAUUGAAAGAUCAUUGAUAACUCUAGAUUCUGUGAAUAAUAAAUUGGGAAUGCAUGAUUUGCUUCAAGAAAUGGGCAGGGAUAUUGUAUUUCAGGAAUCUCCAAAUGAUCCUUGUAGACGUAGCAGGUUGUGGUCUCAAGAGGACAUUGAUCGCGUCUUGACAAAAAACAAGGGAACUGAAGCAAUUAACAGUAUUGAUAUGAAAUUACUUCAACCAUAUGAAGCACAUUGGAACACUGAAGCAUUCUCAAAGACAAGUCAGCUAAAAUUUCUCAGUUUAUGUGAGAUGCAACUUCCUCUUGGCCUCAGUUGCCUUCCUAGUUCAUUAAAAGUUCUUCACUGGAGAGGGUGUCCUUUAAAAACUCUCCCUAUAACAACUCAACUUGAUGAACUUGUUGACAUUACAUUAUCUCAUAGCAAAAUUGAACAACUCUGGCAAGGAGUAAAGUUUAUGGAAAAGAUGAAGUACUUGAAUUUGGCUUUUUCCAAGAACCUAAAGAGAUUGCCUGAUUUUUCUGGUGUUCCAAAUCUUGAAAAAUUGAUUCUUGAAGGCUGUGAAGGCCUAAUUGAGGUUCAUCCAUCCCUUGCACACCACAAGAAAGUUGUUCUGGUGAAUUUGAAAGACUGCAAAAGUCUUAAAUCUCUUUCAGGGAAGUUGGAGAUGAGUUCCCUGAAGAAGUUAAUUCUUUCAGGCAGCAGUAAAUUUAAAUUCCUUCCAGAGUUUGGGGAAAAAAUGGAAAAUUUAUCAAUGCUUGCUUUAGAAGGAACAGAUAUAAGAAAACUGCCCUUAUCACUUGGAAGACUAGUCGGACUUACUAAUUUGAACUUAAAGGACUGCAAAAGCCUGGUUUGUCUUCCAGAUACCAUUCAUGGAUUGAAUUCCCUCAUAACUCUGGACAUUUCAGGAUGCUCAAAACUUUGUAGACUGCCAGAUGGUUUAAAGGAAAUCAAGUGUUUGGAGGAACUCCAUGCCAAUGAUACUGCUAUUGAUGAACUACCUUCCUCCAUUUUUUAUCUAGAUAGUCUUAAAGUUUUAUCAUUUGCUGGUUGCCAAGGGCCAUCGACAACGUCAAUGAACUGGUUUCUUCCCUUCAAUUUGAUGUUUGGGAGUCAACCAGCUUCCAAUGGAUUCAGAUUACCAAGUUCUGUCAUGGGAUUACCUUCUUUGGAAUAUUUAAACCUAAGUUAUUGUAAUCUUUCUGAAGAAUCAUUCCCGAAUUAUUUUCACCACCUAUCAUCUUUGAAGUCUUUGGAUCUGACUGGUAACAAUUUUGUUAUCAUACCAAGUAGCAUUUCUAAACUUUCAAGGCUUAGAUUUCUUUGUCUAAAUUGGUGCCAAAAGCUUCAAUUGUUGCCAGAGCUUCCAUUAACCAUGACACAGUUGAAUGCAAGCAAUUGUGAUUCACUGGACACUAUGAAAUUUAAUCCAGCAAAGCUAUGCAGUCUCUUUGCAUCACCUAGAAAACUGUCCUACGUUCAAGAACUUUACAAGAGAUUUGAGGAUCGUUGUCUCCCCACAACAAGAUUUGACAUGCUUAUCCCAGGGGAUGAAAUUCCAUCUUGGUUUGUUCCUCAAAGAUCCGUUUCCUGGGCAAAAGUACAUAUCCCUAAUAAUUUCCCUCAAGAUGAAUGGGUAGGAUUUGCAUUGUGUUUCCUAUUAGUGAGUUAUGCUGACCCACCUGAAUUGUGUAAGCAUGAGAUUGAUUGUUAUUUGUUUGCAUCUAAUGGUAAGAAGUUAAUCACCACCAGGAGUUUACCUCCUAUGGACCCAUGUUAUCCUCAUCUUUAUAUUCUCUACAUGUCCAUCGAUGAAUUUCGCGAUGAAAUUCUCAAAGAUGAUUACUGGAGUGAGAGUGGCAUUGAAUUUGUAUUGAAAUGUUACUGCUGUCAAUCAUUGCAAGUAGUGAGUUGUGGUUCCCGUUUGGUUUGUAAGCAAGAUGUUGAAGAUUGGAGCAAAAUGAGUCAUUUCAACGAGAGUUGAAGAUAUUUGCAGAUCAUAUAGUUGGUACUUGUCAAUAACAUCAUUCCUUGAGAUGCAAGUAACAUGAUAUUACAAAUUGGACCAUCAAGAUGCUGCACAUGCAUCUUGAAACAGUAUCAGAUGCAGAAGAAAUCUUAAAUAUUAGAAAGUUUGAAACCUGUUUUAGUGGUCUUUGUUUAAAGAAGAUGGUAAAGAGUCCAAGAUAAUCAGCAACUUGAUGUGGUUUAAAUUUGAACUUGAUUUAUAUGAUAACGAUUAAUUAGUUCUGACUGACUCAUGUAAUAUUUCAUCUAUAUUUAGGUAAAAUUGAAACGAACACUUUAUUUUUCCUGUCUUUGAUGUCGUCAAUGGCAUAUCUUAUAGUCUAAAUUCUAUACACCAUUUUCUUUUGACUA
Molecule: messenger RNA, 4049 nt
Organism: Medicago truncatula (barrel medic)
Lineage: Eukaryota; Viridiplantae; Streptophyta; Magnoliopsida; Fabales; Fabaceae
Product: TMV resistance protein N
Exons: 5
Coding region: 250-3654 (1134 amino acids)
Biological process (GO): signal transduction; defense response
Molecular function (GO): ADP binding
Source: RefSeq, a predicted model, not a curated record